Messenger RNA from Striga asiatica, 1818 nucleotides. NCBI's taxonomy places the organism in Eukaryota, Viridiplantae, Streptophyta, Magnoliopsida, Lamiales, Orobanchaceae. The record is from the annotation of a GenBank genome assembly.
CAACAAAAUCCCAAUUCACUACUAUCAAAAUACUCAAAACACAAAAAAAGUAAUGGAAACCGUGGGACCACCCGAGCCUCUGUACAAGAUCAUCCUUGUGGCGGCAAUAGCCGCCGGCGUCCAAUUUGGGUGGGCCCUACAGCUCUCCCUACUCACCCCAUAUGUGCAGCUGCUGGGCAUACCCCACGCUUGGGCCGCCUUCAUCUGGCUAUGUGGGCCCAUCUCGGGCCUCCUCGUCCAGCCCAUCGUGGGCUUCUACAGCGACAACUGCACGUCGCGGUUCGGCCGCCGCCGCCCUUUUAUAGCCGCGGGAUCCGGCCUCGUUGCAGUUGCAGUCUUCCUGAUCGGCUUCGCGGCCGAUUUGGGCCACGCCAGUGGGGACUCGCUCGACAGGGCUGCCAAGCCUCGGGCAAUAGCUGUCUUUGUCGUCGGAUUUUGGAUUCUCGAUGUCGCCAACAAUACGUUGCAGGGGCCAUGCAGGGCACUUCUGGCCGACUUAUCGCAUGGCAGCUCGAGAAAAAUGAGCACGGCUAACGCGCUCUACUCCUUCUUCAUGGCUGUUGGAAAUGUGCUCGGUUAUGCCGCGGGCUCGUACACGCACCUCUACCGAGUCUUCCCCUUUUCGAAAACCCGAGCCUGCGAUGUUUACUGCGCGAACCUAAAGUCGUGCUUUUUUAUCUCCAUUGCCUUACUACUCACCGUCACUAUAGUGGCGCUAACCGUCGUUCGAGAGUCCGUUUUUGUACCCGAGCCGGAGCCGGCGCAAAACGGGAAGAGAAAAAUCCCGGUUUUCGGGGAAUUAUUCUCUGCGCUGCGGGGCCUGCCGAGGCCGAUGUGGGUGCUUUUGCUGGUGACGUGUCUGAAUUGGGUGGCGUGGUUCCCGUUUCUUUUGUUUGAUACGGACUGGAUGGGCAGGGAAGUGUUUGGGGGUAAUGUGGGGAAUGGGUUGUAUGAUAGAGGGGUAAGGGCCGGGGCAUUGGGCCUGAUGCUCAACUCCGUGGUGUUGGGCCUGGCCUCGUUAGGGGUGCAGGCCGUGGCGCGUGGGCCCGGGAGGGUGAAGAAGUUGUGGGGAGGGGUGAAUUUUGUGCUGGCGGCGUGUUUGGCAAUGACGGUUGUGAUUACGAAGUCAGCGCAGGAGGGGCGGAGGCACGGCGGCGGGGAGAAUCAACCGGCGGCGGGGGUGAAGGUUGGGGCGCUGGCGCUUUUCGCGGUGCUCGGCGUGCCUUUGGCGGCGACUUUCAGCAUUCCAUUUGCUUUGGCUUCCAUAUUUUCCAGUAAUUCAGGCGCUGGACAAGGUCUGUCUCUGGGAGUUCUAAAUCUUGCAAUUGUCAUUCCACAGAUGUUCGUGUCGGUGGUUAGCGGGCCGUGGGACGAGCUAUUCGGAGGCGGAAACUUGCCGGCGUUCGUGGUGGGUGCGGUGGCAGCUGCCGCCAGCGGCAUUUUCGCCCUCACGAUGUUGCCAUCGCCGCCUAGUGACGCCAAGGUUGUGACCACCGCCGGAGGAUUUCAUUGAAUUAAACAGAUGGUUUUUAUGUACCAUUUUAUAAGUUGUCUAUUGGGCUUGUUCGUUUUUUACAGCCCCUUUUAACAUUAACGUGUAAUAUAAGAAAAUUAUGGCAACAAUAUAUAAGUGCACGCUCGCUAAGUGUGAUAUGAUGUGAUGACUAUUAUUUUUGAAGUGCUAUGGGUUUGUAAUGGCCCUAACUAAACAAGUAGCUUUUUGGAAUUUGUUCAAUGUUGUGCAAUGGUAAUUUGGUGGGGAUUUUUGUUUAGUUUGCUUGUAAUUGUAUACUUUAUUGUAUGAAUUCUCAUUUUUCA